Molecule: messenger RNA, 711 nt
Organism: Brassicogethes aeneus
Lineage: Eukaryota; Metazoa; Arthropoda; Insecta; Coleoptera; Nitidulidae
Source: the annotation of a GenBank genome assembly
AUGUUUUAUUCACCAAAGAAAUUAGAAGUCGUCAUGGAGAAAUUCUAUGGAGGUAAUUCGGUUACUUCUCCCAGUCUAAGCAAGAUUAUCAACGAGAGGUAUUUCGAUAGGCUUUUGGGUCUAAUCAAACACGAUAAUAUAGCGGUUGGGGGUCAAUAUGAUAGAACUAAGCGUAUUAUGACCCCCACUAUCUUAAGAGAUUGCAAACCCAACGAUCCAGUAAUGCAAGAUGAAAUAUUCGGACCCAUACUACCGAUAUGUACCGUUAAAAAUGUAGAGGAAGCCAUCGACUUUAUAAAAUCACGGGAUAAACCUUUGGCGCUGUAUAUAUUUUCAAAAAAUAAAAAGGUGCAUGAUACUGUGUUAACUCAAACCUCCUCUGGGGGAGCUGCUGUCAAUGACUCGGUCUCGCAUCUGAUCACAGAGGGUAUACCUUUUGGCGGAGUAGGAGCAAGUGGAAUGGGGGCUUAUCAUGGCAAACAAGGUUUCGAUACCUUCACCCAUAAAAAAGGAGUCCUAAAAAAGGAUUUAUCCAGUUUUUCGGAGCUAGGAUUGAGCCUUAGAUACCCCCCAUAUACAGAUCAAAAAACAGCAUUGAUGACUUUUAUAUUAAAACGCAGAAAGGGUGUGGCUUUCUGCAAAUUGGAGACUUUAAUUACAUUUCUACUAGGCAUGGUUUUUGCUUUUAUAGUCAACUAUUUAUUUAUGUAA